UAUGAGGAUGUGUAGUGCCUCCGGUGCAUGCUGCUGUCCUUUGUACCUGCUGCUCCACUAUGUUCCUCACCAGAGUCACCAGAGAAGCCGUGGUCGGCAUAGGUAUGCUGGGGGUCACCUUCGCUGCUGGGGUCUACAUUGGCAAAAGAUAUUUUAUGUAUCGAAGAAGAAAGUCCCAGAAGAUUUUUGAGGGUGCAGAUGACCCACGGAGAACGUAUUUACUGCGCAUGUCUCUCAGAGAGCAUCCAUCUGCAAAGAAGUUGAGACAGAAUCUCAUAGAAACUACUUCUCAGGAUUUUAGCAGUGACACGGCCCAACUAUUGGCAAAUCUGGCUAAACUUAUUAACUCCAAGAAAAUUUUAGAAAUGGGGUGCAGCUACGGCUAUAACCCCUUGAUCUUGGCCUUGGUGUUGCCAUCUGAUGGACAACUAAUUGCACAUGUUAGAGAGGCAGAGGAUGUGAGCCAUGCAAGGGAAUUGUGGAGAGAGGCUGGUGUAGAUGAUAGGAUUCAGUUAGAAGUAAAAUCUGAAGAAGAAACAAUGGAUGACUUACUGUCUGCCGGGGAAGCUGAGACAUUUGACCUAAUCUUUAUAAAUAUGGCUGGUCAAACAAAGUGCAGAAAAUGCUAUGAGAAAUGUCUGCGCCUGUUGAAGAGCAAAGGAGUACUAGCCAUAGAUGGGGUGCUGUGCAAUGGAGCUGUUCUAAAAAGUAACUCAUUGACAGAUAAGGUGCAAAGCUUACAGCAGAUGAAUGAAGCCAUCUUACGUGAUGCUCGUGUUUUCCUAAGGUUCAAUUACUUCACCUUCCUCUUGAGAAUUAAAACCAAAAGCAGCAAUAUCAACCGCAGAAUCUGAAUCAGAGUUUACUUGCACAGUGGUUUUUCGGCAUUUUAAUGGAGGAGGAUCCGAAAAAGGAGGAAGAUCCGGCACAUGGAACUGAUCAACCGGUGGAGAUGGAUUAGAUCAACAAACUGAGUUUUAGGCAGAGCCGAAGCAACAGAUGUUUGAAAUUCAGAUUUAAUAAUAGAGCAAAGUUCCUCCAAAAAAAGAUGGGGAUUCCUGCUGAAUUAACCUAUCCAUACAGGCUUUACAUAGGGGUUUAUUAUAUCCUUCAUUUUUUAGAUUUAACUUUGGAUUCUUUUUCCUUAGAUUUCUUUGGGGCCUCCUUGUGUCCCUGAAAGAGGAGAGAAGGAAACCCAUAAGAACAGGGAAUUUUAAAAAAAACAAUGACCCCCCCAGGUUGCUGGGUCCUGUGCACUCCAGAGAUGCAAAGCGGGCAGCGACCGAACUAUCCAUGGUGAUCCAGAGGAUGUUGGAAAGACCUGAGCUUCCUUAUAUGCCCAGGGUUUUGAAUUUGGCAGGCCAUCUUGGAGGCGGGACUUCCGGUCUCCGGCCAAUCACAGGAGACAUACGCGCGCAACGUCACCACCGGAAACAGCCAGGGGAACCAGGGCACCAGAGGCCGGCCAAUGAACUAGGUUCCCUGCAUAAACUCCCAGAGCGCCGCAGGGACCGAAGCGGGUCCAGAGGCACCUCAGGAACAGGCCACGACCCGGUACGAGAAAGAAGAGGGAUGCCAAUGGCGACCGACUCACCCCGCCUGAACUCAACCAACGCAGCCCGCAGGGAAAAAAAAAGGUACAGGCCUCUGCACCCCUGCUCCAUAGGAACAGGAAACUGAGGUAGUAUGGAGGGAGGGGCCUUUUUAACCUCUCUUGUGCUUCCUGUUCCUAUGCAGAUAGGGGGCAAUCUCAUGUGGUGCUGUCGUGAGUGGACGAUCUGAAAAA
Hyla sarda is the source of this 1786-nucleotide messenger RNA. RefSeq names its product catechol-O-methyltransferase domain containing 1 (gene COMTD1). The transcript is spliced from 8 exons. The coding region runs from base 60 to 854 and encodes 264 amino acids. Gene Ontology annotation, molecular function: S-adenosylmethionine-dependent methyltransferase activity; O-methyltransferase activity. The record is from RefSeq and is a predicted model, not a curated record. NCBI's taxonomy places the organism in Eukaryota, Metazoa, Chordata, Amphibia, Anura, Hylidae.